Xiphophorus hellerii (green swordtail) is the source of this 2857-nucleotide messenger RNA. It is a transcript of the gene ada2a, whose product is annotated as adenosine deaminase 2a. Bases 220 to 1749 code for a protein of 509 amino acids. Gene Ontology annotation, molecular function: adenosine deaminase activity. NCBI's taxonomy places the organism in Eukaryota, Metazoa, Chordata, Actinopteri, Cyprinodontiformes, Poeciliidae. Gene Ontology annotation, biological process: inosine biosynthetic process; adenosine catabolic process. The record is from RefSeq and is a predicted model, not a curated record. The transcript has 10 exons.
UUAUGCCUGGAAGUCAGUGCUCAGGGUGAAGGUUCUGCCCGCUGUGGGUUUAGCAGCGUGUUUAUUUGUGACCGCUCGUCAGAAAGUGGAGAAAACAGCUUUGUCCGUCGCCGUGUCCGUGGGUAAAUCCUCUUUACUGCCGAAGUGACCCACAGCUUCCCCGCGGAGCUUUAGUUCCCCCACCUGCUGCCCGACGGAAGCCGUUAACUCAACCCGAGGAUGGCAGUCCGGCUGCGGCGCCCCCUGGUGGCGGCGGCCUCCCUGUUUCUGUGCUGCCUGGUCGGGGUGCGGUGCGGCCCGGACCCCAGGCUGCGGAAGGAGCUCAUGGAGCUGGAGGCGUCCAUGCAGACGGGCGGCGGGAUGGUGCUGACGGACGCUGAGCAGCGGCUGGACGCUCUGCUGGCCAAACUGAAGCAGGACGAGAUGUCCAGGAAAGACUUCCCUCCCUCCAUGCACUUCUUCAAGGCCCGGCGCCUCAUCCAGGCGAGUCCCCUCUUCAGGCUGCUGCAGAAGAUGCCAAAAGGCGGCGUCCUUCACGUCCAUGACUUCGCCAUGGUGGACGCGGAGUGGCUGGUGAAGAACGCGACGUAUCGCCCGCACUGCUACAUGUGCUUCACCGACAGCGCGUCCGUCCGGUUCGUCUUCGCAUCGCAGGGACCCAAACCUGUGGAGCGCUGCUCCCCCUGGGUCCUGCUGGAGAGCCUGCGCUCCGAGACGGGCAACGCAACCGACCUGGACAACAGCAUCAGAGGUAACCUGACGCUGUUUACGGACCGGGAUCCGGAGACGGAGUUCCCCAGCCAGGAUGCGGUCUGGAACCGCUUCGAGGCGGCCUUCGGGGCCUUGUGGGGGCUGGUGACCUUUGCCCCCGUCUUCAGGGAUUACUACAUCGAGGCUCUGAACCAAUUCUACGCAGACAAUGUCAUGUACCUGGAGCUGCGCGCGCUAAUCCCUCAGCUGUACGAGCUGGACGGCCGCAGCCACGACCAGGCCUGGACCCUGCAGGCCUACCAGGACCUCACCAAGCAGUUCGUCUCCACUCACCCAGACUUCUACGGAGCCAGAAUCAUCUUCACGAAUCACAGGCACGCUAAGCUGUCGGUGGUAGCUGCAGCUGUGAAGGAGGCGAUGCAGCUGAAGAAGGACUUUCCUGACUUCCUGGCCGGUUUUGACCUGGUGGGCCGGGAGGACCAAGGCAGGACGCUGUGGUACUUCAGGGAUGCCCUGGCGCUGCCUGCAGAGAAAGGCGUGACGCUGCCGUACUUCUUCCACGCCGGAGAGACGGACGUUGAGGGAACUGAAGUGGAUCAGAACCUGCUGGACGCUCUGCUGCUCAACACGUCGCGGAUCGGCCACGGGUUUGCGCUGCAGCGCCACCCGGUGGCCAAAGAUCUGUCCAGGAAGAGGGGCGUGGCUGUGGAGGUGUGUCCCAUCUCCAACCAGGUGCUGAAGCUGGUUAAGGAUCUGCGGAAUCACCCCGCCGCCGCUCUGAUGAUGGAGAAUCACCCGCUGGUCAUCAGCUCCGACGACCCGGCCAUGUUCGGCUCCUGCGCCCUCUCCUUCGACUUCUACGAGGCGUUCGUGGGUUUCGGCGGUUUGAACUCCCACAUCGGCUCCCUGAAGCAGUUGGCCGUGAACUCCAUCAGGUUCAGCUCUUUGACUCCGACGCAGCAGGAAGAGGCGCUGGUUCUGUGGCAGAGAAGAUGGACCGAGUUCGUGGCUAAAAACUCAUUCCUGAAGACCAACUAGAACGUUUUUCUGUCACAUUGAAUUUUUUCCAGCUGUUCCACUGAAACAGAUGAUCCUCAACACAUUCAUCCUUUUUUUUUUUCUUUACAGAAAUAAACCCAAACAGCUGCUGCUUCAUUUAAAUCAGGGGAAAUAUUGAUUAUUUUCAAUAGAAAAUGUGAAACUAUUGAUUAUCUGAUCCCUGGACCGGCACUAUUGCUGCAGCUAAUGAUUAUUUUAGUUGUCGAUUAAACAAUUAUUCCGAUGAUUAAUUAGGUCUGUCACAAAAAACUAAUUUUCCAGUUAAUUAAAAGAAAUAAACGAUAAUAUUGUCAUUUUGAAACCAUUUCAACUAUUAUAGUAAUAAUGGCAUAUUAAUGCAAGUACAUCCUCUCAAAUGUAAGAAAAACUAAAAUUUCUGAAGAACAUUUAACACUGGAACUUUUAAAUAUUAAAAAUAAAGAAAUAAUUAAAAUGGAUUAUGAAUGUCUGUAGCCCAAAUUGGGUUUGAAAAAUUAAUCAUUUAACCAUUUUGUGUCAGAUUUGCUUCUCCUUUAAAAAUAGCUUUUAAAUCUCAGCGGGUUUUUAUAUUGGUAAAGUAAAAGUUUAAAAACUAAAUAAAAAUGUUAAUGAAUUUGACAGGGACAGGGAAAACAGGCAAAAGUGGCAGGAAACACUUUUGUAAAAAGAAAAAAUGGACGAUGCAGCACAUCUUUAAUGAUUCUUGUCCAACAGAAGAAGCUCAUUUUAAUUUAUCAUGCUGUUUACUGACUGGUUGCUGUGACAGGCCUACACUGACACUGCUGAUGAUUUUUCCUUUAACCACUUUAGUAUUAAGGGUUUUUCUGGUCAUGAAUGAUUAUUGUUGUGCUAAAAGCAGUUGGAGUAUCAGAGACGUUAUGCUAGUUUUUUAAGACGCUGCAUGAAUGAUCAGAGAAACUCUGGAAAGCUGAAUGACUAGAAUAAAACUUUUCUCCACUCUGAUGUUUGAAGAACAAAUUAAAAACUAUAAGUAUCUUUGCCGUUGAGAUCCCAUCUGUAAUUAACAAGAAAAAAGUUUUUUUGUUGCUGACUUUGUUGAAUAGUUGAAUUAUUUAAUUGCAAAGCAGUAAAGUUGAUCUAAACAUUU